AGCGUGUACGUAGGCCCCCGGGCCUCCCGUCCCCCGACACACACAGCGGAUCACACAGGACCAUUGAAGGUGCUCUCCCGGGUAGGCUUGCCAAAAUGGUGAAAGUCACGCAGGUGAAGACCAAGCCGUAUACGGACCAGAAGCCCGGAACGAGCGGCCUGAGGAAGAGGGUGACUGUGUUCCAGCAGAACCAGCACUAUGUGGAAAACUUCAUUCAGAGCAUUUUAUCUGUCAUCGAGUCUGCUGAGCGCCAGGCAGCCCUUCUGGUGGUGGGGGGCGACGGCAGGUUCUUCAUGAAAGACGCCAUUCAGCUCAUCGUUCAGAUUGCAGCCGCCAACGGGAUUGGUCACCUGGUGAUUGGUCAGGAUGGCAUCAUGUCCACCCCAGCCGUGUCCUGUGUGAUCCGCAAGAUGAAAGCCGUGGGCGGAAUCAUCCUCACAGCCAGUCACAACCCAGGGGGCCCAAACGGAGACUUUGGUAUCAAGUACAACAUCUCAAGUGGAGGGCCUGCUCCAGAGGCCAUUACAAACAAAAUCUUUGAGAUCAGCAAGGGCCUGCAGGAGUAUCACAUUUGCCCAGAGCUCAAGGUGGACCUGUCGAAGAUUGGCAAGCAGACCUUUGAUGUGGAGAGUUUCAAGCCAUUCAUAGUGGAGAUCGUGGACUCUGUUGAGGCCUAUGCAGAUAUGCUGAGGGGUAUUUUUGACUUUGCCGCACUGAAGGAGCUUCUCUCUGGAGCCAAUCACAUUAAUGUCCGCCUGGAUGCAAUGCAUGGAGUGGUUGGUCCUUAUGUGAAGAAGAUAGUGUGUGAGGAGUUGGGAUCUCCAGCCAACUUCGCAGUCAACUGUGUCCCCAAGGAGGAUUUUGGUGGGCACCACCCUGACCCAAACUUGACUUAUGCUGCCGACCUGGUGAACGCAAUGAAAGGUGGAAAGUAUGACUUUGGAGCUGCCUUCGAUGGUGAUGGUGACCGUAACAUGGUCCUCGGCAAACAUGGAUUUUUCGUGAACCCAUCAGACUCGGUGGCUGUUAUCGCGGCCAACAUUACCAGCAUUCCGUACUUCCAAAAGACUGGUGUGAAGGGGCUGGCCCGCAGUAUGCCCACUAGUGGAGCCCUGGACAAUGUGGCUAAAGCACUACAAAUGCAACUAUAUGAGACUCCAACAGGCUGGAAGUUCUUUGGGAAUUUGAUGGAUGCAGGAAAACUGUCUCUGUGUGGAGAGGAGAGCUUUGGCACUGGCUCCGAUCAUAUUCGGGAGAAAGACGGCCUGUGGGCAGUACUCGCAUGGUUGUCAAUUUUAGCCAGUCGGAAACAGAGCGUGGAAGACAUCAUGAAGGCUCAUUGGCAAAAGUUUGGCAGGAACUUCUUCACCAGGUAUGAUUAUGAGGAGGUUGAAUCAGAUGCUGCCAACAAAAUGAUCAAGGACCUGGAAACAGCAAUGUUCAACCCAUCCUUUGUGGGGAAGAAGUUCUUAUCGGGUGAUAAGACGUACGAGGUGGCAAUUGCAGACAAUUUUGCCUACACAGAUGCUGUGGAUGGAAGUGUUUCCAAAAACCAGGGUCUAAGGAUUAUAUUCGCUGAUGGUUCUCGGAUUAUUUUCCGUCUCAGCGGCACAGGCAGUGCAGGUGCAACCGUCAGGCUCUACAUUGAUAGCUAUGAGAAGGACCCCCAGAAGAUUUACCAGGACCCUCAGGUGAUGUUGGCGCCCUUGGUAGACAUUGCCUUGAAGGUUUCACAACUUCAUGAGAAGACUGGACGCAAUGGCCCCACUGUGAUCACAUGAGUCCUCUGAAACACCUUUUCUCUUAGAUCAGUCUUAUGUAUUUACAGUACUUUAGUCAUUGGCCCAACUAAAAAUAAACUCGACAAAACACAGGACUAGGUUUACACUGCCAUUAUUUCAGUUAUUGGUGUGCGGGAUUUGCACUAAAAAGGGAAACUUGUUAAUUGAACUGGCUUACAGAGACAUGUUGACUUUAAUUUCUAGAGCAUUUCAAGAGUAAAAAGUGUAUAUAAGAAAAUUAAUGUCUAAUGCAUGAUCUACUGUGUUGUCCAGUUUGCUCCCAAACACAGCGACAAACAACUAUAAAUGACUCAAAAUCAUAAAGUUGGGGGUAAGUUCAUCCUUUCACCUUGUUGGACCUGGUGCCUUCCUCCUUUGUUCUUCCAGACCAGCCACAACAAUAAACCCCCAAAGAAAGCAAUGUAACCUUAACAUGAUGCACUAAAAAUAUCUAUUAAAAAAUAAAGUAACAUUUAUGGUCAAUAAUAA
Phyllopteryx taeniolatus (common seadragon) is the source of this 2270-nucleotide messenger RNA. RefSeq names its product phosphoglucomutase 1 (gene pgm1). Gene Ontology annotation, cellular component: cytosol. Gene Ontology annotation, molecular function: magnesium ion binding; phosphoglucomutase activity. The record is from RefSeq and is a predicted model, not a curated record. The coding region runs from base 96 to 1781 and encodes 561 amino acids. The transcript is spliced from 11 exons. Gene Ontology annotation, biological process: carbohydrate metabolic process. Lineage: Eukaryota; Metazoa; Chordata; Actinopteri; Syngnathiformes; Syngnathidae.